AUGGGAUCAGAACUUGGAGUCAAUCCUGACUCUAAACCGCGGGUGUCAUACACGCCGGUGAGUAUAUGGUGGGUUUGCUGGGGUUGUACCUGGACCACUGUUAUCGCGGUAGGUAUAGCCUAUCUAAUCGCCCAUCGAAACACACCUGCACUCCGAGUUCGAGGUCUAGCUCUAUCGCUCUCUGCCAUCGUUAUUCUCCAUAUUUACUGGUUGUCUGUUCAGUUUGGAACUAUGAUUGGCGCCUUGAUGCCUGGAGAUGCCGAGUAUUGGAUCAUGGGCACCUAUCUACCAUGCGGCAUUGCCAUUUUCCAUUUAUCCAACAGCCAGUUUCUCUAUGUCGCUAAGUUUCAGAGAAAAUAUAUCCACUACGAUAGCCGCUGUAUCCGCCCUGCCCCUAGCUUAAGGCCCAAGGCAAACGUGCUUUGUCAGUUCCACCGUCUUGGGUAUACUCCUAAGCUCUUUAUUAUCAUAUGUAUUUCCCUCCUGUGCCAGCUGACUCUUACGGUUCUAAUGUGGGUGAUAUCUCGCAAGUGGCAUAGCUCCUGGGGCAUUCCUGGCACCGAGGUCCAUGGCACCAAAAUGGAACAGAAGUCAGAGAUGGGUCGAGGGUGGGAGUGGUGGCCUAGCAUAGUCUGGCAAACCUUCUGGUCUUGGAUUUUUGCCCCAAUAGUUCUCUGGAAAUCUCGCCGGACCUACGAUACCCAAGGCUGGCGAGUCCAGACACUUGGUUGCGCUAUCGCGAACCUUCACGCCACCCCCAUGUGGCUCGUCGCUCUUUAUGUGCCCGCGAUGGAGUCGGUCAAUCAGUACUGGUUGCCACCACAGUGGAUCUGUCUUUCUAUUCUGGUAACAGAGAUCUUCACCAUCAUUAUUCCCUGCUGGGAGGUGAGGCGUCGUGGGGCUUCCGCCGAAAGGAUGUCCAGCGUCAUCACACAAAAGAAACUGCAGCACAAAAUGGCUAUCUCACGAUUUAAUAGUCUCAGCCCUACCUCCACCAUAGCCAAUACGGUCACAUCUGAUAUGGAGACAGAUAGUAACUCUGUUGAGAUGAGCAGCGUCGCUCGAAACAAUACCUUGAACCUGAACAGUCUUGAUUAUAUACUUGAACAAAACCCUGCUCCUCUUCAGACAUUCGCAGCCGUUCAUGACUUCUCUGGUGAGAAUAUUGCGUUUCUGGUCAGCGUGUCUCAUUGGAAAAGUUCGCUACAGCAGACCGUUCGGAAUAGCACUACUCCUGGGGGUGACUGCUUCACGGGGUCGAUUCGUGUACAUUUUAACAGCGCCCUACGUAUAUACAUCGAUUUCAUCAGUGUUUACCAUGCUGAGUUUCCUGUGAAUAUCUCUUCCAGGGACCUUAAAAGACUCGAAGCCGUUUUUGAGGGACCCACCCGUGCUCUGUACGGAGACAUGCGUGAUGUUGAUCCUGCUACACCAUUCAAGGCACCUGAUAACUCCUCCAAGGCACGCUUAUCCCCCUCAUUAGAAGGUCCUGAACAGGUGAGCCAGAUAACCAACAAUUCCUAUAUGGGGGAUAUUCCGGAGACAUUCAGCACAACAAUAUUCGAUCAUGCGCAAGAUAGUAUCAAGUAUCUUGUACUCACCAACACGUGGCCUAAAUUUGUCAGGACCCUUCAGAGUUUGGCAGAUUCAUCUGAUAUAGUUGGGAUCGACAUGGAGGCUGUCUAA
Messenger RNA from Aspergillus pseudonomiae, 1686 nucleotides. RefSeq lists its product as uncharacterized. Lineage: Eukaryota; Fungi; Ascomycota; Eurotiomycetes; Eurotiales; Aspergillaceae. The transcript is spliced from 5 exons. The record is from RefSeq and is a predicted model, not a curated record. Bases 1 to 1686 code for a protein of 561 amino acids.